Messenger RNA from Paramecium tetraurelia, 1710 nucleotides. RefSeq lists its product as uncharacterized. The record is from RefSeq and is a predicted model, not a curated record. Lineage: Eukaryota; Ciliophora; Oligohymenophorea; Peniculida; Parameciidae. The transcript has 3 exons.
AUGGACAUGUGUGUCAUCCAGAAGUUCGUCAAGAGCAAUGGACCUAAAGCAUUUAUCUGUAGAACCAUUUGGAGAAAGGAUAAGAACCCCUAUUGCUACAUCAUAACAAACAAAGAGGAUUUCUUCUCUCCAUCAACCAAUCCCAAGACUGAAAUGACCAAAUAUGCAACCAAUGUGAAUCUGCAAAACUCAUGCACUAUUGUCAACACUUGUAGAGGCAAAUAUGUUGAUGAAACUGUCCCUUACGUUAAGAAUCUUCUCACUUACAUCUAUAUUCAUUUGCACAUCACCUUUCUAGAAUUCUCAGCUGAUUUCAUAAAAGAUGAAAGUGGAAUCUGGUGGUUUAUCAAUGUGAAGGGAUUCAUUAUUGACAAAAGUCCAGAAAAGAUCAUGUGGAAGUCCAUCACUCAUUAUGGAGAAGAAAUUAAUGAGGAAGAGGGCUAACCAAUAGUGUAAGAACGCAAUUCAACUCCCAAGGCCAAAGUUGCUGACAUGUGUUAAAAACAAAAGAUUUGCAAGUAUUGUGAGCAAUCCUAUCCAGAAUAACAUUUAUAAUAUAAGAUGACUCUUAAGAUGAUCAUUCAAACUGAUAAACAUCUCUACUGGAGAGGUAAGACAUUCAAUUGGAUUGACAGGUCUGAUGUCACCAAUCUUGAAGUCAGCAACCUUUAUCAUGAACAUAAAGAAACAGAAUAGCUAAUUGAAUUGUAAUUGCAAUUCAAUAAGUUGUUGGGAUUGCCUAGUGAUUAUGAUACUAUGAAUUAAAUGUUGACCCUCAAAGCCAAUCAAAUAAAUAACGAAACUGUUAAGACUGGAUUAGAGGAUUCUAAAUAAAUAUUCAACAUCUCAGCCACCAAGCAAUUGAUACUUAAUAAUUAACUCAUUCCUAUGAUUCAUAAUACAGUCAUCAAGAACCUCAAUAGGUUUAGAUUUAUGAUUUUAAUACAUUCUAUCAGGGAUGUCCCUUAAAAUGUAGACCUGUCUAAACAUUAUUACAUUGAAUGCAAUAUAUUCGACCAGAAAUUCAAAAUCAAAUUAGAUUUGAUCCAAGGUUAGUUAUUUGACAAAGGGUAUUUCUUAACGUUAAAUCGUAUGCGACUUUACUAUUUCUUUAGUGAUCAACGCAAAGGGUGGGUAGAUUAUGUAAAUCAGUUAAAAGUACUGCCUAUGUAUCUAUACUAAGACAAUACAAGGAUUGGCACAUUAGAAUUAGAACUCUAAGAUCUCCUAUCCGAACGAGUCAUAAGAAGAGAAUUCCUUAAGGUGUUUAGUGUGAAGGAUUGUUAUCCAAUAUUGAGUUGGUCGCUUAAUUUAACAUUAGGACUUGUAGAUUCAGGACCAAUCAACGUUACAAGAAUUAAGUUACAAGAUCAUUUCGGAAUUCAAUUACCAAAUCCAGAUUAUUGCACUUGUGAACCUCUGCCUGCUGAAUGGAUGACCAUUUUAAAUCAGAAAAAGGAUGUGGAGCAAUCUAGAUUUGAAAGAUAAAUGACUGCCUAGACUUUAAAACGAGUUUCCACAGCCCAUGCCAAAUUGUAGAAGAGUAAAUUCGAGGGAUCCUCAGUGUAAUAAGAAAUGGAGUCUUUCAAUGAUUCUACCAAGGAGUUAUACAGUUAAUUAAAUUUAAAGAAAGAAAUUCAAAUGUAUGAAGUAGAUGAGGACGAUCGCAGACAAAAGAAAAGAAGACAAUUUUAAUAGUAUGAUUUAUGA